GCUGGACCCCUUGUGCCCCCUGGCUCCUUGCACCUGGCACAACAGAGCGAGAGAGCGAAAGCACCAGGGCCUUCACUCCACUCUUUUCCUGCCAAACUGCCAGACAAUCCAUCCUAAUCCCAACACCACCACCCUCGUCGCCGCCGAUACCCAAUCCUCACCUUCUCAAUCUCGCUCCGAGCUACCGGCCCUCUGUCUUGGACCUCGCUGCUCUCGUCUGUCAACCGCCCUUCUUCUCUUGUCUCUCGACCCGUCUCGACAACAAAGUCGUCCAUCCUUCAAAAUGCGUGAGAUUGUUCACCUCCAGACCGGCCAAUGCGGUAACCAAAUCGGUGCUGCUUUCUGGCAAACCAUCUCUGGCGAGCACGGUCUCGACAGCAAUGGCGUUUACAACGGCACUUCCGAGCUCCAGCUCGAGCGCAUGAACGUCUACUUCAACGAGGCCUCCGGCAACAAGUAUGUUCCUCGCGCCGUCCUCGUCGAUCUCGAGCCCGGUACCAUGGACGCCGUCCGUGCCGGUCCCUUUGGCCAGCUGUUCCGACCCGAUAACUUUGUCUUCGGCCAGUCCGGUGCUGGAAACAACUGGGCCAAGGGUCACUACACCGAGGGUGCUGAGCUGGUCGACCAGGUCCUUGAUGUCGUCCGUCGUGAGGCUGAGGGCUGCGACUGCCUCCAGGGCUUCCAGAUCACCCACUCCCUGGGUGGUGGUACCGGUGCCGGUAUGGGUACCCUGCUCAUCUCCAAGAUCCGCGAGGAGUUCCCCGACCGUAUGAUGGCCACCUUCUCCGUUGUGCCCUCCCCCAAGGUCUCCGAUACCGUUGUCGAGCCCUACAACGCCACCCUGUCCGUCCACCAGCUGGUUGAGAACUCGGACGAGACCUUCUGCAUCGACAACGAGGCCCUAUACGACAUUUGCAUGCGCACGCUCAAGCUGUCCAACCCCUCUUACGGCGACCUGAACUACCUCGUCUCCGCCGUUAUGUCUGGCGUCACCGUCUCCCUGCGUUUCCCUGGUCAGCUGAACUCUGACCUGCGCAAGCUGGCCGUCAACAUGGUGCCCUUCCCCCGUCUGCACUUCUUCAUGGUCGGCUUCGCUCCCCUGACCAGCCGUGGCGCCCACUCCUUCCGUGCCGUCACCGUCCCCGAGCUCACCCAGCAGAUGUUCGACCCCAAGAACAUGAUGGCUGCCUCUGACUUCCGCAACGGUCGCUACCUGACGUGCUCUGCCAUCUUCCGUGGCAAGGUCUCCAUGAAGGAGGUUGAGGACCAGAUGCGCAACGUCCAGAGCAAGAACUCAUCCUACUUCGUCGAGUGGAUCCCCAACAACGUCCAGACCGCCCUCUGCUCCAUCCCCCCCAAGGGUCUCAAGAUGUCCUCCACCUUCGUUGGUAACUCGACUGCCAUCCAGGAGCUGUUCAAGCGUGUCGGCGAGCAGUUCACUGCCAUGUUCAGGCGCAAGGCUUUCUUGCAUUGGUACACUGGUGAGGGUAUGGACGAGAUGGAGUUCACUGAGGCUGAGUCCAACAUGAACGAUCUGGUCUCUGAAUACCAGCAGUACCAGGACGCCUCCAUCGAUGAGGAGGAGGAGGAGUACGAGGAGGAGGCCCCCCUUGAGGGCGAGGAGUGAAUAAUGGUCUGAUGAGAUGUGCUGUCUGGAGUGGUCCAAUGAUCUAGGACUUUUUUACCGUCCUUAAUCAGUCAUCAUUGUACCCACGACACUUCUCUUCAUACCCCGUUCUCUUGUGUGCGUGUGUGCACAGCUGUUCCUCUUGUGUGGGACGCUUGAAGCUUGCGUGGAUAGCUAUUCGAUUCAUGAUUCAGGGGGAGAGCGGGGGUGUUCUGGUAAUCUUUGAAAAUGACAGACCCGGCCGAUCGUCCGAAGAAAAACAGAGCAGAGAACAAAAGGGGAAACAUUGAUUUUGAAAAUAUACCUCUUUGUAGUCAAAACCCUUUCCCCACACCUGGUAUCCAAGGUUCCCAGCCUCCUCCCGUUCACACGUGUACCUACCCAUCCACAUACAGGCCUUGAAUGUAAGGAGUGAUUGCCUGACAGGGUAGGGUGCCUAGCCCUGUCCCUGCCUGGACUGCCCAGGUGAGCUUCUUAAGAUAUUGGUAUGCCCUGCUCACAAGCAAAGCUUCCAAGGUUGGACAGCCAGAGGCAGGCCAGACCACACCAGAGCCAGACCGAGCUGUUGGGACCAUGUAGAGUGG
Molecule: messenger RNA, 2211 nt
Organism: Diaporthe batatas
Lineage: Eukaryota; Fungi; Ascomycota; Sordariomycetes; Diaporthales; Diaporthaceae
Product: beta-tubulin
Exons: 7
Coding region: 284-1627 (447 amino acids)
Biological process (GO): microtubule cytoskeleton organization; mitotic cell cycle
Cellular component (GO): microtubule; cytoplasm
Molecular function (GO): GTPase activity; structural constituent of cytoskeleton; GTP binding
Source: RefSeq, a predicted model, not a curated record